UCGAGUUUGACAGAAGUUUGAAUCGGGCUCGGGGGCUUUCUGCAGCCGCAGGGGCAGCGCGGCGGCCGUGACCUCGGCGAGAGCGAGCAGCAGCGCCCCCGCGACCCACCUCGCCAGCCUGGAUCCCGGGCCACCGCCGGCCGCUAGCGCUCCGCCACCGCUCGCGUGCCCCACCGUGGGCCAGCAGCCCCCAGCUCGACCGCCGACCCCGCAGCCUCCGGGCGAGGGAGCCGAGCCCCAGCGCCGCGCCCCGGCCCCGCUGCGCCAGCAUGUCCUCGACGGAGAGCUCGAGUCGCCCGGCGGACAAGUCGCCGCGCCAGCAGGUGGACCGCCUGCUAGUGGGGCUGCGCUGGCGGCGGCUGGAGGAGCCGCUGGGCUUCAUCAAAGUUCUCCAGUGGCUUUUUGCUAUUUUCGCCUUCGGGUGCUGCGGCUCCUACAGCGGGGAGACAGGAGCAAUGGUUCGCUGCAACAACGAAGCCAAGGACGUGAGCUCCAUCAUUGUCUCAUUCGGCUAUCCCUUCAGGUUGAACCGGGUCCAGUAUGAGAUGCCCCUCUGUGACGACAGUGACCCCAACUCCAAGACCAUGCACCUCCUGGGAGACUUCUCUGCCCCCGCCGAGUUCUUCGUGACCCUGGGCAUCUUUUCCUUCUUCUACACCAUGGCUGCGCUGGUCUUCUACCUGCGAUUCCACAACCUCUACACGGAGAACAGGCGCUUCCCACUGGUGGACUUCUGUGUGACUGUCUCCUUCACUUUCUUCUGGCUGGUGGCAGCAGCUGCCUGGGGCAAGGGCCUGACUGACGUCAAGGGGGCAACACAGCCAUCCAGCCUGACUGCAGCCAUGUCCGUGUGCCAUGGAGAUGAAGUAGAGUGCAGUGCCGGGGCCACACCCUCCAUGGGACUGGCCAACAUCUCUGUGCUCUUCGGCUUUAUCAACUUCUUCCUGUGGGCUGGGAACUGUUGGUUUGUGUUCAAGGAGACCCCAUGGCAUGGGCAGAACCAGGACCAGGGCCAGGGCCCCAGCCAGGAGAGCGCGGCUGAGCAGGGAGCUGUGGAGAAGCAGUAAGCGGCCCCCACCUGGCUACUCCCGAACAGGACGGCACCUCUUCAACCACCUCCGGCUUCCAGGACCUCCCUCUUCUUCCUCCUCUAAUUCCCCUCCCCCAUUAUUCUGGGUUUUGAGCUUUGAGACAUCGAUGGAUGGGCAGGUAUCAGCUGUCAGAAACCUCGACAGCCCUCCCAGUGGCUUCCUAUCCCUCCUUUUGCUGGAGUCCCAGAUGGCAGGAACUCAGUGCUUGUCUACUGCCUGGACCCAGGCAUCUUUCUUGGGGCUGUACGGACCCUCACAGCCUCUGCUGCAGGCAAGGGUUGGGGGCAGGGGACCAGAGUCCUUGGACUGGUUCCUAGCAGCCACUUCUAUCAACCUGUCCAGCCUCAAUAAAAGUGGGGGGAGGGGAAAUUGGCUGGCAGCCUCCUCCUUGGUCCGUUGCAGGGAGGGCCCACAAGUGGUUUAGUGACCCCUCUUCAGUGACUGCCCUCCAGGCCCUCUGUCUGCACUGAUUUCCAAACAGCCCAAGCUCAGUAUGCUUCCCACUCCUCAGGCUUCUUCUUGCGCACAGAGCCCACCAUGUGUGAACUAGGGAGGCCCACGAGCCUGGAAAACAGUCUUCAGGGAGUCCUGAUGAGGCAUAGACUCAGUGGGGAGCAGAUAAAUUUCAACUGAGCUGAAACUUCAAGAAACUAAAGCCAGGAAACUUGCCGGAAUCAGUUUCUUCUAUUCCCUCAAUCUUCCCGCCCCUCCAGGCUGGGGCACUUUCCACCAACACCCUGAACUCGUACUGGCCCUAGAAACUCCUUACCUUCCUCCCUUACCUCCUUCUUGGGCUUGGUCUCACACUUGGGACACAACACGUGGGGUUUAGGAGCAUCUCCAUCUCAGCCCUCCCCCAUGGAACACCUCUGCCCAUCUCCCUUCCCCAGCCUCUUGGGUCUGAGGCAUUCAAGAGCCUUUUCCAAGUCUGUCCAGGCCUUCCUUCCUUUCUUGUGGGUUGAAACAGGGGCUUUGGAAGGGCCCAAAGGACCAUCACGAGGCUAAGUUACCCCAAAGCCCCAGGACAUGGAUGGAUGGGCCCAUUUCUUCCUUACUCUCUGACCUUCCCCACCCUCACCUCAUUGCUCCUUCUCUGGCCCCUCUUUCAUACUUCCGCUUCUUACCUUUACAAAAGGACACGCCCUUUCCCUUUGCCCUCAUUCCUAUCCUGCUUCCUCAUUUGUCCCAGACUCUAUCCUGCUCGCCCCUCCACCCCAACACACACACACACACACACACACACACACACACACACACACACACACACCAGUCCAGGGCAGGCCGACGCUAUUGGUGCUUCUUCACUUCGGGACCCAGUUCCAUAUGUGUCUUUGGUGUGUCUCCUCUUCCUGACACCUCCUUCAGUCCCUCUCUAGACCCCAGGGCCUAAGAGUCAAUGCUAACUGGGUAUCUGUCUCCUCCUCAGCUCACAACACUCCAGUCUUCCCUCGCCAUAAGGCUUCCCAGAGAAGGACGAAAAAGGUAGAAUCCAGCCAUUGUCCAAUCCAGUGCCAAUUAGCCCACUUAUUACCCCAGCGGUGAAUGUACCCUGUGCCAUUCUCUCCUCAGGACUGAGUCAACCCCUCGAACCUCCUCACUUCCCCAAACAUCAUUCAUAGUAAUAUGUGCAUUACCCGGGGACCCAGGAGUCAGGACCUUUGCCUUUGGGCCAAUCGUUUCUUCUUUGAGUCAGAGUUUCCCCACUCGUCGGGGGAGUGUGAGAUUUACAUCCUCAACUGCUCCAGAGUCCUUCAGUGAAAGAACUAGUGUUUUGUUUUGUUUUGUUUUGGAUUUUGGGGAAGGGAUUUGAGGAAGGAAAAAAGGAGAUGGGGAUGAGAAUGUUUGUUUCUAUGUCUGAACCUCUCUGUCCUGAGCUGUCCCCAUGGUUACUCAAGGACAAGGGGAGACAGUUUUGCCUGCAGCUCCAGAGAUACAGAGAACAAAGGGGUGACUUUCAUUUUUUUUUCAAGCUGGCCCCUGUGAGGGUCUGUGAGCAGCUUCUACUGUAACUUUGUUUGGAUUCUGUGUAUGUAUUUAUAAUUUAUUUGAAAUGUGAUGGAUAAAGUGUUCUCAUUUGGAGGCCAGAGUUAGCAACUGGCCAUUCACUAGGGAAAGGGGAGUGGGUGGGUACAAAGUCCUGCCAAGGACUCUUAGCCCAGAACUUUCCCUAGAGCAGAGAAGGCUCUUUCUCCUCAAGAGGAUGGCUUGUCCUCAGCCAGAAGAGCCUUGAUUUAGGCUAUGGCCUCUCUCUCCCUGGCCACCCUAAAAGGAAAGACUACUUCACUUCAUUACUUCCAGAAGGCUGGGCCAAGUGCCCAAGGGCAGGGCUGUCCGCAUAGGAUUCAUGUCUCCUCCAACCAGGGCUGGCAUCACGGCUUUGCCUAGUGGGGCCAGAGGUAGAAGAAGGUGUCUGGUUUCUCCAGCUGCUGCAGGAGGCCAACAAGCAGGGCACUUACCCUUUGCCCUAGUAAACCCUGACCCUGCCAGUGUGCCCACUUAUGACCCUUCCUGAACAUGAGUUCUCUCCAUUAUCAUGGUCAUAGGUCUCCAACUUCCGGGAUUGCAGAUCAGGGGUAGGGGGAGAAUGUUGCAUGUUGUUUUCUGGUGCUUGUUAUUACACAUUGGAAUAAACAGUGCUUCAAGCAUUUGCCAUGAAGGAGCCAAGACUGGAGCCCUUAUGGGGAUUUUUCUUUUCUCUUCCUCCCCCUACUUUAAGUUGUUGGACAAAUAUUUACAUUUCCAUCAAAAUAUCAUUCCACUCUUCCCCACUCUGCACCUCAAGCAAUAGAUUCUGCACACUGAGGAGCUGUUCCUGCCAGUCUGGCGACAUCUCUUUUGAUGGCAUCAAUUAGUCCAAAGUAACCGAGACUCAUUAGCAAAUUGAGAGCAAACUCAAAAGGCGAGAGAGGUAGUGGCUUCCACAAUGCUGUUUCCAUUUGUUCUCUUACCAUCUGUGACCCAGACAAGCUUCCUGUCAGGAGUUGAGGGCCAUAUGCUUUGCCUUCUUAACUAUAAAGGUACUUGCUGAACAAACUUGCACCUCUCUCCUUCUGACAAUCAUGCCCUACAUUCCCUAGAAAAAUACACUUGGGCACAAUAUUACAUUUGAUUUCACCAGACUCCUGGACCCCCCUAGGGAUCAUCUAUGGUUCUCAGGUUAAGAGUCUCUGCCCUCAUAGAUCAUCCUUGAGUUACUUAGACCUCGCUUGGGUGAAGGUGAGAAGAAAAUCUGAGAUCUUGAAGUCACAGACCUUGAAUUAUUUGCCUCCAAUUCGGUUCCCCCUUAGCUGAAGGAAUGAAUAUGGGGUGAGGUGUGAGAGGUUGAGGGAUAAGAGAAUUCGUGUAUCUUUUUUGAUGUGAUGGGGAGGGGCGCGCUUUUGUCCCGAUUGUGUGAGAGUGGGAAGAAAUGUUAUCAGCUGAGAAGAAAGAGGUAGAUGAUUAAGGUAUUUUCCAGGCCUUAGCAAGGAAAAUGACAGAUCUGAUGAGAAAUCUCCCUAUGCUGAGGUCUGGUAGCAGCAUUUCCAGCAUAGAAAAUAUUCAUUAGAAAAAGAAGCCAAAGUGAUGGAUGGAGUCAAGAUCCAGCCAGGGUUUGGGAAGAGGCGGUACAGGGUAUCGAUCGCAGUGCUCAGGAGGAGAGAGACGGAUCAGCAGAGAUGCUGCAAACCCAGUUCCGGGGCUGGCUCUGGCUCGGAGAUAGCCUUCUGUCAUCCUGACAGGUGAUCUUGGUCAGCUCAGCUAGAUCCUCCCAAAACCGGACAACGCCACUCCAACCCUCUGUUCCGCAUCAGGGGAGCAUGGAGUUCCCACAGAGGAGGCACAACACGGCAGCCUUGGACCCUCCCCCACUCCAACCCCUGUGUCCUUCAGCUCAUCCGACAGACUCCCUCCCCUUGCCCUUCUGAUUCACAGCGCCCACCUCCCUGCACCUACCCUAUUCCAUCUAGAGGGGACUGGAGUCGAUUCGUGGCCGCCAGCCCGGGAAGGGGCGCCAGCCAGCGGGCGGAGGCAUGGCUUAGAGGGGCGUCUUGAGCAGAGAGAGGUGUGGGGCUGGGGUGUGUGUGCAGUGAGCCUGGGAGGGUGGGUUGAUAGCAGAAAGAAUGUGUGUACAAGGGUUGGCAGAGAAGAUCUUGGGGCUUUGGUCUCUUUUACCCCCUC
Messenger RNA from Rhinolophus ferrumequinum (greater horseshoe bat), 5246 nucleotides. It is a transcript of the gene SYPL2, whose product is annotated as synaptophysin like 2. The transcript has 6 exons. NCBI's taxonomy places the organism in Eukaryota, Metazoa, Chordata, Mammalia, Chiroptera, Rhinolophidae. The record is from RefSeq and is a predicted model, not a curated record. Gene Ontology annotation, cellular component: synaptic vesicle membrane; synaptic vesicle. Bases 270 to 1067 code for a protein of 265 amino acids.